GAAAUCUCUCACCAACCUGUCCCCGCACAUCGGAAGUGCGCCGAAGCCGCGGCACAUUGGAUGUCUGACAAUCGCCUCCCAUUGACUCUGUUCAACGAUCACAUCGCUUCCUAAACAUCUUCCUGCAUUCUUUCCUCCCUCCCUCUCUGCCCCAGCCUCCAAGAAAUGUCCAAGGCAACCCCCAACCCAGUGGCUUCGACCUACGGACCUCCUCCCACAUCGAGUGGCGGGUCCACGGCCCAUUCGAUACCGCACCCCGAACCCAUAUCCUCGAGUACGCACCAUAUAGCCGGGAUUCUCGUGACGGUUUUCGGUCUUGAUGAGGUGCCCUGGGGCACCACCGACAUCGCCGUCCUCUGGCUGCUGCACCCGCGUCUGCAAACGCAGGCAUGCAUGGCGCCGUUUGCGGCGCACAUCAUCUCGGAGUGGAACAAGCACCAGGCGAAGUCACGGAGCGGGCGAGGCAAGAAGAAGGGCCUGAUUGCCGCGUCGUUCGACCAACGGAACCACGGCUCGCGCCUGGUGUCCGCGAUCGCCAACGAGGCCUGGCGGUCCGGGAACGAGCACCACGCCCUGGACAUGUUCAGCUGCUACGCGGGCACCGCGCUCGACACGUCGCUGCUGCUGGACUACCUGCCGGGGUACAUCUUCGGCGGCGCGAGCGACCCGAGGCGGAUCGUGCAGAACCUCGUCCUGGGCAUCAGCCUCGGCGGCCACGCGGCGUGGCACGUCCUCAUGCACGACCCGCGCAUCUCGGCCGCCGUCGUCACCAUCGGCUGCCCGGACUACACGCGCCUGAUGACCGACCGCGCGCGACUGUCGAAGCGCAAGACCUACACGUCCUCGUCCCCGCCGGGGCGCGACUUCCUGGGCUCCGCGGACUUCCCGCCCGCGCUGGUGGACGCGAUCAAGAAGUCCGACCCCGCCGGGUUGAUCUGGUCGCUGCCCGGGCUGAACUGGCGAAAGGACCAAGAAAAACUGCACGCCGACCUGACCGAGGAGGAGAGGGCCGUUCUGCUGCCCGUCAUGACGAGGUGUUUUGGCAACAAGCGCCUCUUGAACCUCUCUGGCGGAGCGGACAAAUUGGUGCCCUACGCCCAUUCGAAGCCGUUUAUAGACUGGCUCAAGGCGAUCAGUGGGAAGGGGGGCUGGUUCGAGGGCAGUGGCUUUGUGCUGGAGGAUGUCGUCUUCGAAGGGAUCGGGCAUGACGUGCCCAGCAGCAUGGUGCCGCACAUGGUCAGAUUUGUGACCGAGACGCUGGAAGAUGAGGGCGUCGCCGCAAUGGAGAUGGGUGGAGGAGCAGCGAGGUUGGGCAGUAAAAUAUAACAAUAGAACGGGUUCACGGUUUGAGGCACAUGCAUAGAAUGUCAUUUGUGCCAAUCGAGUCUUGUGACUGACAAUGCAUCCCUCGUGGCAGGCGAUGACUUUGAUGGACAGCUGAUGUGCGAAUGUGCCACUAUCAUCUUGCGACAUC
Molecule: messenger RNA, 1474 nt
Organism: Cladophialophora immunda
Lineage: Eukaryota; Fungi; Ascomycota; Eurotiomycetes; Chaetothyriales; Herpotrichiellaceae
Exons: 1
Coding region: 166-1326 (386 amino acids)
Source: RefSeq, a predicted model, not a curated record